Messenger RNA from Aspergillus calidoustus, 843 nucleotides. The record is from the annotation of a GenBank genome assembly. NCBI's taxonomy places the organism in Eukaryota, Fungi, Ascomycota, Eurotiomycetes, Eurotiales, Aspergillaceae.
AUGACAGCUCUACGCGGCGAUUCCCCGGAUUUGCUCCGCAGCCUCAACUUUUUAGCAUUCCAGCCCCAACUCCAACCAAAACACAAACACCCACCUAGCGACAAUGCUAAUGUGAAACAACUCACAAUGGCAAACAUUCAAGACCAAAUAACUACCCACCUUCUCCAGACGAAAUCCCUUUCCGUCUCCCCGACCUGGCUACGCAGCUUCCUCUCUACAAUCAGCGCCGCCCAACGCAACACCCCAAUUCCAGCAUUAACCCAAACAGCGCUCUUCCGCCUCCUCACCUCCGAUAUCCGCGAAUCCCUGACCUCUAGCCCUUCUACAACACUUCCCGUCGACAUCUCCGACACCAACGUUCGAGAACGCCGCCUCACGGGGACCAUCCCCGUACAAGUCCUCGACAUCGAAGACAUCGGAACCAGUGCCUGGAGCCAAGUCGAAGCCAUCGAGCGUGUAGAGCGGGGUGAGGCGGUUCGAGGACGGGAAAUUGUGCGGACGGUCAAUGUUGGCGAUGAGGAUCAGGAUGAGCUUGCUACUACUGCGAAUGCGAAUGCGAGUAAUGGGCCGCAUCGGUUGAUUCUGCAAGAUGCGAAAGGGGCAAGGGUGAUGGGGAUUGAGAUGAAGAAGAUCACUGGACUUGCGUUUGGGAAAAUGGCUAUUGGGGCGAAAUUGCUCUUGCGGGGCGUUGUUGUGGCGAGGGGUAUGAUUCUCUUGACGCCGGACAGUGUUACAUUGCUCGGGGGAAAGGUUGAGGCGAUGGAUCAGGCUUGGAGAGCUGGGAGGAAGGAGAGGUUGCUGCAGAAAGUCACCGAAGCAGGGACAGAUACUGGACGUGCAUGA